CUCGAAAGAGAAAAAUAGGGAAUUGUUCUUCUCUCUCCAUCUCACACGCUGUCUCGCUCUUCCAUUUACUUUAUAGAGUGGGACUGCAGGAAAUCGAGAAACUCAAUCAUCGAACCAAAUUAACUCAAUCGAGUCUGAACUAAAACCUGUGGAUUGAAGAUAAACAAGAACUUCGAAUUUAUCGACUAUCGACAGCAAAGCUCGAACAGAUUCCGAUAGAGCAGUAGAAGAUUGAAGCUAUUGGCCACUGGAAAAGAAACCGCUCUCAAUCGCUGUACUUCCUCCGCUACUCCCUCGAUAAUUUAAAUGGGUACAGAAAACGAUGCAGUGUGCUCUUGAAAGAAGAAUUAGCGAUCUUCAGAAAAUUCCAGACAAAGGAAAGGAGUUAUUAGAAGUUAGAUUUCAGGAAGACAAUUGCUCCAGAAGAAUUAAGGAUUCCGAAGUUUCUUCUCUUGCAUGGAGGAACUUCUUUGAUUACAGAUGUGCCGUUCUCAGUUUUCUUACACUUGAAUCUGAUGGACCCUGGAAAAUUGUUGCACCACCACUGCAAUACCUAGAUUGCUUGCAUGCGAGCUGUCUGCCUCAAAUGAAUCAGUUUGCAGCUGAGAGAAAAUUGGUGCAAAAAGGCCCUGCCUCUAAUGGUACAUAUUCAAUCAAUUCAUUCAGAUGUAGAAGCUUGCUGGAGUCGAAUAAAAAGUUAUUGGAUAGUAAAGCAAUCAAGUCGUUGAAUGAACUCUCUGGCAAGUUCUCUUGCAGGAGUUCAUGCUCCAGCUCUGCUCUGAUUUCAAGUGACUCUAGUGCAAUCUCUGACAUCCCCAUUGGUGGAGCUAAAAUGCAUAGAUAUGGGAAGAAAAAUCCCAGAAAGAAGGCAAAAAAGAAAGGAAUCGAAUGUAAGAAGAUAUCUUGUGAUUUUGUCUGUGCUGAAACAGAAGUCUCAUCUGAGGAUUCUGCCCGUGGAAGUUUAUUGUUAGAAGCUUGCGGCAAUAAUGAUUUGAAUCCUGGAGAUGGUUCUGUUUCUUGUUCAACUGCACAAGAAACUUUCCUGCCAGAUAUUAGGGCCAGUAAAAAUUAUUUUGAUGGAAAUUCUGAGAGGAUUAUUCAGCCACUUGGAACCGUACAUUCAAUAUCCUCUGAAACUGUUGAGGGGGAUGCAUCUCAGGUUCUACCUUCUGCAACACAGAAUCUUAGUGGGAAUUAUAAUGUGUGUGGAUCUGAAAAUCAGCCUCUAGUCAAAGUAACUGGUUGCUCUCAUUUCGAUGGGGGAGUUGAUCCAAGAGAGAGGUUGUUUGUUGGCUGUUGCGGUGAUUUUCGCUCUAAGGGCUUUUCUGACAAUAAUUCCUCAGAGUCUCAAUGUGUUAGUUCAAACAGUGACUAUGAUGGUCUCAACUUGAAAUUAAAUGAAAAGGAAAGUUUUGGAGUUGGUCUACUGGAAGAAAAAAAUUCCCCCUCUAGAGAGAAUUAUUGUUCUCGUCAUAUCUCGGUAAGAGAUGAAGUAGAUGUAAAUGCUGAAGUGGAGAGAGCUAAGCAUGGUAUUCAGGGAUGUACUAAUAGUGAAACUCGUUUGGUUUUACCUGGAAAGAAAACUAAACAAAAUAAAAAAUUGACUGGGAGUUCUAAGAUCAAUAGAUUUGGAAUUGUGGGAAAUUCACAAAGGCGUACAGGGAAGGAAAACAAUCAUACUGUCUGGCAAAAGGUUCAAAAGAAUAAUAGCGGUGGAUGUUGUGCACAGUUGGACCAGGUAAGUCCUAUCUGCAAACAGUUUAAAGGCAAUUGUAAACCUGUUGGCGUGCAAAUUCCAAAGGUUAAGGAUAGAAAAACUGGGAACAGAAAACAGCUGAAAGACAAAAGUUCCAGGAAGUUAAGAAGAAAAAAUACUUCAGUACAAGAUAAGAUCUAUCGUCCUUGUAAGAGCGGUAUUGGUAAUAAUACCAGUUCAAUGGUUGACAAACAACCAAAUGAAAGGUUGGAUAUUCCAUCUAUGGGCUUUGAUAUAAGAAGAUUAAAUAGUGCUUCAAAAUCUCAGCUUCAGAAUGAUAAUACUGGUAAAUGCUUGACUUCUGAAUCAUUUGAAAGCACACAGGCUUGUCUAGAUGGAUUGAUGUCAGAUGAACUUGUCUCCGAUGGUUUGAAUAGUCAAAGAGUAGAGAAUGAGUACAGCUCAUCAUCAAGGUCAUGCAACUCCUUAGAUCAGUCAAAUCUGUUAGAGGUUCAUUCUCCUAUUUACCUUCCUCAUCUUUUCUUUCAGAGAAUUGAUCAAGUAACACAAGGAAGUUCUCUUGCUGAACACAGCAAGCACAACAACCAUUCCAGAUCACCUCUUCAAAACUGGGUUCCAAGUGGGGCAGAGGGUUCCAGAUUAACCACCUUGGCCGGACCUGAUUCUUCAUCUCUUAAAUAUGUAAAUAAGCUACCUGCUGAGUUAGGGACUUCAGAAGAAUCAAUUCAAGAAAGAGUCGUUUGUGACUUACAAGAUCCUGUUUCUGUUGUAACUGAAGUGAGUAAGAGUUCUAGAGAUGGGAAUCAUGGUCCUCUAGAAGAUGAAUGUGAGGUGCAGAAGAUGUGUGAUCAUGAUAUAACCACACUACAGGACCAUAGUUGUGAGCUCGAUAUGGAUGAACAUUUUAAUUGCAAAUCCUCAUGUGAAGAUGCAUCUAAAAUGGAACAGGCAGUGAAUAAUGCAUGUAGGGUGCAAUUGGCAUCUGAGGCUGUUCAAAUGGAAACUGGUUGUCCAAUUGCGGAGUUCGAAACAUUCCUUCAUCUGUCCUCUCCAGUUAUCAGCCAGAGACCCAAGUUAAAAAGUUGUAAAAUUUGCCCAAGAAAUCUGCUAGGUGAUGCAAUUCUGUGUAGCCAUGAGAUUCCCAACAUUUCUUUAGGUUGCCUGUGGCAAUGGUAUGAAAAGCAUGGUAGCUAUGGUUUGGAAAUAAAGGCCAAGGGUAAUGAAAAUGCAAAUAGAUUUAGUUAUGAUAAUUCUGCAUUCCUAGCGUAUUUUGUUCCGUUUCUUUCAGCUGUUCAGCUAUUUAAGAGCCAUAAAACUCAUGCUGGGACAACUGCCAAUCCUGCGGGAUUAGAUUCAUGUGUAAGGAAUAUAAAAAUUAAGGAGCCCUCCACUUGUCAUCUUCCAAUAUUUUCAGUUCUUUUUCCCAAGCCUCAUACAGAUGAUGCAAGCAUUCCGCUGGUUAGUAGCCAGUUUCAUAGUUCAGAGCAACCUUUGGCUUCUGAGAAGACGAAAAUUUCUGAACAAUCAGUUGACUUAAAAUUAUCUGGAGAAUCAGAACUUGUUUUUGAAUAUUUUGAAGUGGAACCACCUCAGCAGAGAAGGCCAUUAUUUGAUAAGAUACAGCAGCUGGUCGGGGGAGAUGGACGUCUGCAAGGAAAAAUAUAUGGGGAUCCGACCAUGCUCAACUCCAUAACUUUGAAUGAUCUGCAUGCUAGAUCGUGGUACUCAGUGGCAUGGUAUCCCAUUUAUAGGAUACCAGAUGGCAACCUUCGAGCUGCGUUUCUGACUUACCAUUCACUAGGACAUUUUGUUUGUAGAACUUCUCAACUAAACUCCUCAGAUACAGAUUCUUGUCUAGUAUGUCCAGUUGUGGGUCUUCAAAGUUAUAAUGCACAGAAUGAAUGUUGGUUCGAGCCAAGAAAUGGUACGUCUGGGUUUGCGUUUAAUGUAGAUCCUCCUGGAAUCCUUGAAGAACGCUUGAGGACGCUGGAAGAGACUGCAUCUCUCAUGGCCAGAGCCAUUGUUAAGAAAGGAAAUCUGAACUCCGAAAACACGCAUCCAGAUUAUGAGUUCUUCCUCUCACGGCGACGCUAGGUACAUAACCAGAAGUUCCAUGCUUAGAACUUAUCAAGGAGUUUCUUUCCUGAUAUCAAUAUUCUUGAGAAUUUAGUUUAGAAUAGGACCUUACCUCAAGUAGGAUGUAAGAGCAGCUGAUCUUAGUUUAUCUUUACACAAUGUUUUGUUCCUUCUUGUGUGGUACCCUAACUCUUCAGGCAGUUCAGCUUCUUCCAUCUUAUAUAUUGGUUUAUACCCAA
Momordica charantia (bitter melon) is the source of this 4032-nucleotide messenger RNA. RefSeq lists its product as uncharacterized. NCBI's taxonomy places the organism in Eukaryota, Viridiplantae, Streptophyta, Magnoliopsida, Cucurbitales, Cucurbitaceae. The record is from RefSeq and is a predicted model, not a curated record.